CCACGCACACCAUUACCAUACCGUACCCUCCAAGAGAGAAAAGAAAGAAUUAUCCCUUUGGUUUCCACAGCCCCACCACCACCACCAUCAUCCUUCUCCUUUCUCUCCUCUACCUCUGCCUACCCUCAAUAAUUGUGUACAGAUACGUACGUACGCAUGCAUUGAUUGUAUCUGUAUAUAUGAAAGUUUUGUUGUUGUUCUCAUAAACAGAUUGAGACCAACCAAGAGAGAGAGAGAGAGAGAGAGAGAGAGAGAGAGGACGGAGCAUGGCGGCAUCGGGGACUCGAACUCGGGUGGGGAAGUAUGAGAUGGGGAAAACGCUGGGGGAGGGUAGCUUUGCCAAGGUCAAGUUCGCUAAGAACCUCGAGAGCGGUGACAGCGUCGCCAUCAAGAUCAUCGACCGUGUUCGCGUCCUCCGUCACAAGAUGGUCGAGCAGAUUAAAAGAGAAAUAUCGACAAUGAAGUUGAUCAAGCAUCCCAAUGUAUUGAAACUCUUCGAGGUUUUGGCAAGCAGGACAAAGAUCUACAUUGUGCUUGAGUAUGUUGAUGGGGGCGAGCUUUUUGACAAAAUAGCCAAACAAGGAAGACUAAAAGAAGAUGAAGCUAGGAGAUACUUCCAACAGCUCAUUAACGCUGUGGACUAUUGCCACAGUAGAGGCGUGUACCAUAGAGACUUGAAGCCGGAGAAUCUGCUUCUGGAUUCAUUUGGUGUUCUUAAAGUCUCAGACUUCGGAUUGAGUGCAUUUUCUCAGCAAGUACGGGAUGAUGGACUGCUUCACACGGCCUGUGGAACUCCAAAUUAUGUUGCUCCCGAGGUGCUCACUGACAAAGGUUAUGAUGGUACAGCAGCUGAUAUAUGGUCUUGUGGGGUCAUUCUGUUUGUACUUAUGGCUGGAUACUUGCCUUUUGAUGAGCCGAACCUCAUGGCUUUAUACAGAAAAAUCCACAAGGCUGAUUUCUCAUGUCCAUCAUGGUUUUCAUCGGGUGCCAAAAAGCUGAUUAAGCGUAUUAUUGACCCCAAUCCACUCACUAGAAUAACAAUUGCGGAAAUCUUAGAAAAUGAUUGGUUCAAGAAAGGUUACAAGCCACCACAUUUUGAGCAGGGAGAGGAUGUAAAUCUGGAUGAUGUAGAUGCCGUUUUCAAUGACUCAGAGGAACACCUUGUUACAGAAAGGAAAGAGAAGCCUGUAUCCAUGAACGCUUUCGAGUUUAUUUCCAGGUCACAGGGUUUCAACCUUGAAAGUUUGUUCGAAAAGCAGAUGGGUCUUGUUAAGCGAGAAACACGCUUUACUUCCAAGAGCCCCGCAAAUGAGAUUAUGUCUAAAAUAGAGGAAACUGCAAAACCCUUGGGCUUCAACGUUCACAAGAGAAACUAUAAGAUGAAGUUACAAGGUGAUAAGACAGGCAGAAAAGGCCACCUUUCAGUAGCUACAGAGGUAUUUGAAGUUGCUCCCUCGCUACACAUGGUGGAGCUCCGCAAAACAGGAGGCGACACACUGGAGUUUCACAAGUUCUACAAGAGCUUCUCCUCUGGAUUACAAGACAUUGUGUGGACCCCGGAAUCAAUUCCUGAAGAGACAAGGUCUUAAGGAAGACAGCCUUUUCUGGUUCAUCUCUUUUAAGUAAUUUUCCGGAACUGCUUAAGCUUAAUGGAUACCCCAUGCUGUGCAUAAUGAAGAUUAUCGCAGCAUGUGUGGUUGGCAUACUGUGUUUGAGGCUUGUGGAAGUGAGAGAUCUUCGGUUAUCUACCUCCAAAAUCGAAACUGCAAGGAAGAAGGAAGCAAGGAUGGUUCAUGUAUUAAUCCUCCAAUUUCUAGGAGAGGCAUCUCAGUUUUACCCCUCUGCGUGAUAGCAUGAAGGAGAUCAUCCUUAAUAUAUUAUUACAGUGUAAUGUUAAGUCGCAAUGCCCUUCUUGCUGUAUGCCCCUCUUGAAGAAUUGGGUACAUUGGGUACUAUAUGUAGAAUGGAGCUACUCCUGGAAGUUUCAGUUCAUGUCUGGUUUCUGUUCUUCA
This is a messenger RNA of Rhododendron vialii, 2012 nucleotides long. RefSeq names its product CBL-interacting serine/threonine-protein kinase 9. Gene Ontology annotation, molecular function: protein kinase activity; ATP binding. The transcript has 15 exons. Gene Ontology annotation, biological process: protein phosphorylation; signal transduction. Bases 267 to 1589 code for a protein of 440 amino acids. The record is from RefSeq and is a predicted model, not a curated record. NCBI's taxonomy places the organism in Eukaryota, Viridiplantae, Streptophyta, Magnoliopsida, Ericales, Ericaceae.